AUGUUGUCGAAACACGUUGAGGACAAUUAUUGUCACGUUGAUCUGAGGAACUAUGACGGACAUAAAGACGAGGUUAACUGUUGUGCCUUUUCACCUGACAUGGAGAUAAUGGUGACUGGAAGCGAUGACGGCAGAGUACGGGUAUGGAAUAGGGUGACAGCGAAUAUGGUUUGUAAAUUGAAAGGACACGCAGGUGCGAUUAAAAGUGUUGCCAUCACAGCUGACAGUAAAUAUUUUGCCAGUGCUGCCUUUGAUCACAAAGUACUAAUAUGGAAAACAAGAUCAGCUAAAGUUGUACAUGAGUUGAAAGGACAUUCUCGCAGUGUUGAGACUAUCAGUUUUUCACCUGAUGGUAGAUAUCUAUGUUCAGGAUCCUGGGAUAAUACAGCAAUAGUUUGGAGUGUUGAUAAAGGUAACGCAGUAUUCAUAUUAAAUGGUCAUAAGAAUAUGGUGCAAUGUUGUGUCUUUUCAUAUGAUAUGAAAUAUCUGGCGACUGGUUCCUGGGAUCACACUGUACGUGUAUGGCCAUUGGAAAGCAGCGUUAAUGAUGUUAAAGUACUCACAGGACAUACUAGUAAUGUACAUUCUGUGGCAUUUUCAAGGCCAGGAAUGCUGGCUUCAGGAUCGUGGGAUAAAAGUGUAAGGCUUUGGAAUCCCAAAUCUGGUGGUUUAUUACAUAUCUUAGCUGGACAUGAUGGUUGGGUACAGGCUGUAACAUUCUCUACUGAUGGUAUACUUUUAGGUAGUGCUUCUGAUGAUGAAACAGUACGUCUUUGGGAUGUUGUGAGUGGCGAAUGUAUUAAAGUAUUGGAGUCCAUGUUUCGAGACCCUAGUAACAGUUUACAUUACGUUGUAUCUACGUCUCCUGUGAGUAGCUCAUAG
Messenger RNA from Saccoglossus kowalevskii, 882 nucleotides. RefSeq lists its product as uncharacterized. The record is from RefSeq and is a predicted model, not a curated record. NCBI's taxonomy places the organism in Eukaryota, Metazoa, Hemichordata, Enteropneusta, Harrimaniidae. Gene Ontology annotation, molecular function: protein binding.